CGCGUUUGCAUUGAAUGGGGUAGUAUUUUGCACGCUGCGGAGUACCUAUAUAAAUACAUUUGAAAAGCUAGAGUUUAAAUCAUUACACUAACGUAUUUACUGUCUUUAUGAGUUAUAAACACGCUUAAAAUGAGUAAAAAUAACUAGUGUAUAGAUUAAUGUGUCCAUGUCAAGCGAGCCAUGAGGCUUACAUGUCAUGGUGGUAGUGAAAGUACAGAGGGCCCGAGUAUUUCGCCACACAUCGACUGCAAAAAUCUGGGCUUGGAUAAUCAAAGUGCUUCCGUUCCUUUUAGUGUUAUUUGUAGUCUGUGCCAUGUGCUUUAUAGCUAUAACUCGCGCUCCUGCUUUGCAGAAACGAAAUUCACUCAAGGUCAACAGUCUUCAAUUGGCAAAAUUAAAACCAAAUCCAGGUAGCAGUGUACUGAACAAUGAUUUCCAAUUAGAACGUUUAUUAAAGUUAAAACCGCCAAGUGUUAAUUUAUUCAUCACUCAGUUGAAGAAUGAAGCUAAUAGAUAUUGUACGGGGAAAUUAGUAGAACUACAAGCUAAUGUAGAGAAAUCGAAAGUCAUUUCAGAACGAUUGGAGCCAUGUCGACCAAUACCAUGGUGUCCAAAAAUACCACCAGUGUUAUACGGAGCUGAAAAAUUGGAUAGUUCCGCUGUUAAUAUGACCGAAGAGGAAAUCGUGGAUGCUGUGGGAGCAAUGGGUGUUGGUGGUUCUUGGGCUCCCGAUGAUUGCAAAGCUAGACACUCUGUGUGCAUUAUUAUACCCUACAGAGAUAGAAAGGAUCAUCUAUGGACAUUACUCUAUAGGCUCAUACCGGUGUUGAAACGGCAACAAUUGGAUUUUAAGAUAUUCGUCGUUGAACAAGUCAGUAACGUAACGUUUAAUAAAGGAGCAAUUAUGAACGCUGCUUUUUUGACCAUUUAUCGAACAUUCGGUUUACGAGGUGAGGACGAUUGGCAUAAAGGAUUGUACGGCUGUUAUGUUUUUCAUGAUGUCGACAUGUUGCCCGAAGACGAUCGAAAUAUGUACAGUUGUUCAGAAUUUCCUAGACAUCUGUCUGUAGCUGUGAAUGAAUUUAAAUACCAAUUACCUUACCACAAUUUGGUGGGCGGCGUGUUCAACAUAAGACCCAAUCAUUAUUUUCUGGUCAACGGCUAUUCGAAUCUGUUUUGGGGCUGGGGAGGCGAAGACGAUGAUAUGGGAUACAGGUUGGAACAGGUCGGCUUGCCCAUUACUCGACCACCGGAACAUCUCGGCCGUUACACGAUGGUCAAACACGUGAAACGGAGACCGCUCGCCCACGCAGUGCGUUUGAAACUGGUGCACACAAGUCAGAAACGUUACAAAUCCGAUGGGCUAAAUACACUCAAGUACGAAGUGUUCAGAGUCGAUUCCGAGAAACUAUACACCAGGAUACUGGUCGACGUCGGUGACAUGCCUGAUUACGUCCGGUCGUUCGAAAUCGUUAAGCGACCAGUCACUACACAAAAUAAAAAAUGGAAAUAAUAUUAUUAUUAUACUCUAGCAUUCAAAUGUACUUAGAUUACAUAUUAUAUAUUUUUGUAUAGUGUUUUACUCGUUAAGACGUCUACCUUAUAUAUAUAUAUAAAGAUAUAUUUAUUUGUUUAACGAAUUUUGUUUUAGAAUAAUACUAUACGAUCACAGAUUAAACAAUGGGUUUUAUGUAAUUUGAGGUAUUAUGUUC
Messenger RNA from Sipha flava (yellow sugarcane aphid), 1712 nucleotides. RefSeq names its product beta-1,4-N-acetylgalactosaminyltransferase bre-4-like. The record is from RefSeq and is a predicted model, not a curated record. Bases 197 to 1513 code for a protein of 438 amino acids. The transcript has 8 exons. Gene Ontology annotation, molecular function: N-acetyl-beta-glucosaminyl-derivative 4-beta-N-acetylgalactosaminyltransferase activity. Gene Ontology annotation, biological process: glycosphingolipid biosynthetic process; carbohydrate metabolic process. NCBI's taxonomy places the organism in Eukaryota, Metazoa, Arthropoda, Insecta, Hemiptera, Aphididae.